Molecule: messenger RNA, 5342 nt
Organism: Dunckerocampus dactyliophorus (ringed pipefish)
Lineage: Eukaryota; Metazoa; Chordata; Actinopteri; Syngnathiformes; Syngnathidae
Product: mucin-22-like
Exons: 12
Coding region: 161-4480 (1439 amino acids)
Source: RefSeq, a predicted model, not a curated record
ACAUAAAAUCUCAACCCAGGAGGGUGCAUUCAACUUAACAGACUGCAGUGAACGCCACAUUGCUGCUGGGCUCAACUUUCAGGGUGUGGACCCAUCUCUUCACAUCAUACUGUGCUGACGGGUGGGCAUAGAGAGGACAAAUAAAAAUAAAGAACAAGACAUGGCAAGGAUAGAAUGUGUAUUAGUCGUUCUGCUAUUUGCAGGACUAGUGGGAACAGCAUCAGCAGAAAACGGAAAUAAGACGGAAACACCUGCCAAUGAGACCACGGCGGCCAAUGAGACCACGGCGGCCAAUGAGACCACGACGGCCAAUGAGACCACGACGGCCAAUGAGACCACAGUGGCCAAUGAGACCACGGCGGCCAAUGAGACCACGACGGCCAAUGAGACCACGACGGCCAAUGAGACCACAGCGGCCAAUGAGACCACGGCAACCAAUUUGACCACAGCGGCCAAUGAGACCACGGCGGCCAAUGAGACCACGACGGGCAAUGAGACCACGGCGGGCAAUGAGACCACGGCGGCCAAUGAGACCACGACGGGCAAUGAGACCACGGCGGGCAAUGAGACCACGGCGGGCAAUGAGACCACGACGGCCAAUGAGACCACGGCGGCCAAUGAGACCACGACGGCCAAUGAGACCACGACGGCCAAUGAGACCACAGCGGCCAAUGAGACCACGGCGGCCAAUGAGACCACGACGGCCAAUGAGACCACGACGGCCAAUGAGACCACCGCGGCCGAUGAGACCACGGAAACCAAUUUGACCACAGCGGCCAAUGAGACCACGGCAGCCAAUGAGACCACGGCGGGCAAUGACACCACGGCGGGCAAUGAGACCACGACGGCCAAUGAGACCACAGCGGCCAAUGAGACCACGGCAACCAAUUUGACCACAGCGGCCAAUGAGACCACAGCGGCCAAUGAGACCACGACGGCCAAUGAGACCACGACGGCCAAUGAGACCACAGCGGCCAAUGAGACCACGGCGGCCAAUGAGACCACGACGGCCAAUGAGACCACGACGGCCAAUGAGACCACAGCGGCCGAUGAGACCACGGAAACCAAUUUGACCACAGCGGCCAAUGAGACCACGGCGGCCAAUGAGACCACGGCGGGCAAUGACACCACGGCGGGCAAUGAGACCACGACGGCCAAUGAGACCACAGCGGCCAAUGAGACCACGGCAACCAAUUUGACCACAGCGGCCAAUGAGACCACGGCGGGCAAUGAGACCACGAUGGCCAAUGAGACCACAGCGGGCAAUGAGACCACGGCGGCCAAUGAGACCACGGCGGGCAAUGAGACCACGGCGGGCAAUGAGACCACGGCGGGCAAUGACACCACGGCGGCCAAUGAGACCACGACGGGCAAUGAGACCACGGCGGCCAAUGACACCACGGCGGCCAAUGAGACCACGACGGGCAAUGAGACCACGGCGGGCAAUGAGACCACGGCGGCCAAUGAGACCACGGCGGCCAAUGAGACCACGGCGGCCAAUGAGACCACGGCGGCCAAUGAGACCACGGCGGGCAAUGAGACCACGGCGGCCAAUGACACCACGGCGGCCAAUGAGACCACGGCGGGCAAUGACACCACGGCGGGCAAUGACACCACGGCGGCCAACGAGACCACGGCGGCCAACGAGACCACGGCGGGCAAUGUGACCACGGCGGGCAAUGAGACCACGACGGCCAAUGAGACCACGGCGGGUAAUGAGACCACGGCGGGCAAUGAGACCACGGCGGGCAAUGAGACCACGGCGGGCAAUGAGACCACGGCGGGCAAUGAGACCACGGCGGCCAAUGAGACCACGGCGGGCAAUGAGACCACGGCGGGCAAUGACACCACGGCGGCCAAUGAGACCACGACGGGCAAUGAGACCACGGCGGCCAAUGACACCACGGCGGCCAAUGAGACCACGACGGGCAAUGAGACCACGGCGGGCAAUGAGACCACGGCGGCCAAUGAGACCACGGCGGCCAAUGAGACCACGGCGGGCAAUGAGACCACGGCGGGCAAUGAGACCACGGCGGCCAAUGACACCACGGCGGCCAAUGAGACCACGGCGGGCAAUGACACCACGGCGGCUAAUGAGACCACGACGGGCAAUGAGACCACGGCGGCCAAUGACACCACGGCGGCCAAUGAGACCACGACGGGCAAUGAGACCACGGCGGGCAAUGAGACCACGGCGGCCAAUGAGACCACGACGGCCAAUGAGACCACGGCGGGUAAUGAGACCACGGCGGGCAAUGAGACCACGGCGGCCAAUGAGACCACGGCGGGCAAUGAGACCACGGCGGGCAAUGAGACCACGGCGGGCAAUGACACCACGGGGGCCAAUGAGACCACGGCGGGCAAUGAGACCACGGCGGGCAAUGACACCACGGCGGCCAAUGAGACCACGACGGGCAAUGAGACCACGGCGGCCAAUGACACCACGGCGGCCAAUGAGACCACGACGGGCAAUGAGACCACGGCGGGCAAUGAGACCACGGCGGCCAAUGAGACCACGGCGGGCAAUGAGACCACGGCGGGCAAUGACACCACGGCGGGCAAUGAGACCACGGCGGGCAAUGACACCACGGCGGGCAAUGAGACCACGGCGGCCAACGAGACCACGGCGGCCAACGAGACCACGGCGGGCAAUGUGACCACGGCGGGCAAUGAGACCACGACGGCCAAUGAGACCACGGCGGGCAAUGAGACCACGGCGGGCAAUGAGACCACAACAGCCAAUGAGACCACGGUGGCCAAUGCAACAGAAACACCAGAAAAUAUGACCACACUUGUCAAUGCGACGGAAACACCAGCCAAUGAGACCACGCCAGACAAUUCAACUGAAACGCCGAUGAAUAUGACCACUCCUCCAGCUAAUAUGACCACUCCUCCGGCUAAUAUGAGUACUCCUCCACCAGGAAAUGCGACAACCCCACCGGUAAAUGCAACACCAGCUCCUCCGGCUACAAUGCCUGCACCAGCAGAAUCACAAGUCGGAGUGCGAUUUAGUUUGCAGCAGACGUUCACGCCACAACUUGAAAAUUCAUCUUCUCCCGAGUUUCAAAGUUUGGCCACUGAAAUCCAAAAUGAGCUUGAUGCCAUAUAUUCUGCAGCCUUUAGGAACUUUAUUCGGUCUGUGGUUACUUUUUUCAGUCCAGGGUCAGUUGUGGUUGAUUCCCAACUGAUAUUCAACAGUUCCGACACAGUCCCAGAGCCUAGAUCUGUGUCAAACACCUUGGUUGUGGCAGCAAAUGGGAGCUCCAGCAACUUUUCCCAGUCUUUGAACACGUCGAGCAUUGUCGUUACGCCGGCCAAUGAGACCACGGCGAACAAUGAGACCACGACGGGCAAUGAGACCACGGCGGGCAAUGGGACCACGACGGGCAAUGAGACCACGGCGGGCAAUGAGACCACGACGGGCAAUGAUACCACGACGGGCAAUGAGACCACGGCGGGCAAUGAGACCACGGCAGGCAAUGAGACCACGACGGGCAAUGAGACCACGGCGGGCAAUGAGACCACGGCGGGCAAUGAGACCACGACGGGCAAUGAGACCACGACCGGCAAUGAGACCACGACGGGCAAUGAGACCACGGUGGGCAAUGAGACCACGACGGGCAAUGAGACCACGGCGGGCAAUGAGACCACGGCGGGCAAUGAGACCACGACGGGCAAUGAGACCACGACGGGCAAUGAGACCACGGCGGGCAAUGAGACCACGGCGGGCAAUGAGACCACGACCGCCAAUGAGACCACGACGGGCAAUGAGACCACGGCGGGCAAUGAGACCACGGCGGGCAAUGAGACCACGACUGCCAAUGAGACCACGACGGGCAAUGAGACCACGGCGGGCAAUGAGACCACGGCGGCCAAUCAGACCACGGCGGCCAAUGAGACCACGACCGCCAAUGAGACCACGGCGGCCAAUGAGACCACGACGGGCAAUGAGACCAUUGCUCCCAAUGCUACUAUGGCAUCCAACACAACUGCUGUCCCCAGUGCCACCACAGCCUCUGCAACUACUACAACUGCCUCUACAACAGCUACCACAACUGCAUCGACAAACCCUCCUUCAUCCACUGAGGGAACCCUUGGUCUUCAGUUCAGUCUUGACCAGACAUUUACAUCAGAUCUUGCCAAUACAGCUUCACCAGGAUUUCAAAGUUUAGCUACAACAGUAGUUACAGAGGUGAACACAGCCUGCAACAACCUCUUCGGACCAGCUUUCAGUCGCUCUCUUGUUAACUCGUUCAUGAACGGAUCAAUUGUCACCAACAUGACUCUCGUGUUCCAAAAUCAAUCAGUGGUUCCCUCAGCUGGCAGUGCAACUUCUGGACUCAUAAGUGAACUUUCUAACUCCAACCUGAAUAUUGUACCAGGGAGUCUUACUGCAGAUGCUUCUCGGCCUGCAGUGGUUACGUUGGCAGUCAUGUCCCUGACAUUGGUGGCAUUGGCACAGAUGCUAAGAGACUUUUAGCUGGUGCCCAAGAGAGACACUGAUUUCACCAAUUCUAUUUAACAUACAGUAUAUUACACUGCAUUGAAAGUUCAUGAUGAAAUGUACCAUUUGAACGUCACAUGGUAAUGAUGUGUACUUCUGAUUUGACAGAAACUAAUUUAAAGGUUUUUUACGUCUCAGAGGCCCCAGAAUAGUGUUUUGGCGUGUUUUGGUGUGUGUUGGCCAAAAUCUAGCCUUGAUGCUGGAAUUUAGACAGUUUAAAAGUGCUCUUAGUAAACCCCACUAUGCUAAUGACCUGUAGGUUUUAUUUUAAGAUGUGUAGUGAAGCCUGCUUUACCCAUUCAUCAAUUUCCUAUGCCGCUUAUCCUUGCGGGUAUGCUGGAGCCUAUCCCAGCUGACUUCGGGCGAGAGGCGGGGUGCCUUGCUAUACUUUCUUUCUUUUUUUUUCUUUUUUUACAAAGCUGUCCUUCGUGAAUUGGUGGGAGCAUACACGCGGCAGGUUCAUCUAGCUAGGGGCGGGUCAUCAUUUAAAAAGUCAGUUUUGAAUAAUAUGGAACCUUUAAUGUCACAAUAAUUUUUCCUUAAACUCAACCUUUUUGUAAAUUCCUUAAUUUUAAAAUCAAGAACAUAAUUCAUUGUCUAUUUCUAUUGUAUGUGUUCAAUAGUAGUUGAUAUGCCUGUUUGUUUACAAACCAACAAGAAAGUAAUCAUGAUAUAUUUAUUUCCAUUCAAAGCCAUCGUAUGAUUGAAAGGGUCACAGUUUGAAUCACAUACAGUUUGCAGUGGCUUUGGUGUGUGUGUGUGUGUGUGUGUGUGUGUGUGUGAAUAUACAGUAAACGUAUUUGAAAAUAACAAUGAAAAUAAAAUUGUAAACAAUUAA